CAGACCAAAUGGCGUGGUGGCCGCUCGCUGCCGCGCCCCGCCGCCUCCGCAGACUCGUCGCCGUCGCAUUCUUCUCCGCAGCGCCCUCCCACGGCUGCCCGCUCCACGCCGAGCUCGCGCGCCGCGGCGCCCCCGCGGCCGCCUCGCUCGCCCUCUAUUCCCGCAUCCGCGCCGCCACGCCGCCCACCGCCUACACCUUCUCCCUCCUCCUCGCCUCCCUCGCUUCGUCCGCCUCCGGCGGCUGCACCCGCCUGGCCGCGCCCGUCGCCCACGCGCACGCGCUCAAGUGCGGCGCGCUCGCGCACCCCGUCGUCACCAACUCCCUCCUCAAACUCUACUGCGCACUCGGCCUCCUGCCCCACGCGCGCAGGGUGUUCGACGACUCGGGCGCCGCUCUGGACGCCGCCUCCUGGAACACCAUGGUGUCCGGCUACGGCAAGAGCGGCGACCUGGCAGCGGCGCGGGAGGUGUUCGGCAGAAUGCCCGAGCGGAACCUGGUGUCCUGGAGCGCCAUGAUCGACGCGCUUGUGCGUGCCGCAGAGUUCGACGAAGCGCUGCGGGUGUUUGAUCGGAUGAUGGGGGAGGGUUUCAAGCCAGAUGUGGUGGUGCUGGUGAGCGUGCUCAAGGCGUGCGCCCAUCUCGGUGCCGUCGAGAGGGGUCGCUGGGUCCAUGGGUAUCUGGAAACAGAGGGGUUUGCAGGGAUGCAAAGGAAUGUCAUGGCCGAGACCGCCCUGGUGGACAUGUACUGCAAGUGUGGGUGCAUGGAGGAGGCGUGGCGUGCUUUCGACUCUGUUCGCUGCCGUGACGUUGUGCUGUGGAAUUCGAUGAUCGGAGGGCUUGCGAUGAAUGGCCAUGGUGAGCGUGCACUAGAGUUGUUCCAAAGGAUGCUCGGAAACGGCUUUGUGCCAAACCAGUCGACGUUUGUCGCUGCUUUGUGCGCGUGCACCCACUCAGGUCGUCUGGAGGAAGGGAGGAAGAUUUUCCAGUCGAUGCGGCACCACGGGAUUGAGCCACAGAGAGAGCACUAUGGGUGCCUAGCUGAUCUCCUUGGGCGUGCGGGACAUGUUGAGGAGGCUGAGACUGUCUUGUUGGAUAUGCCAAUGGAGCCACAUGCGUCGCAAUGGGGUGCGCUGAUGUCGUCAUGCCGGAUGCAUAAUGAUAUUACUGUCGGCGAACGUGUAGGGAAGCGGCUCAUUGAGCUAGAGCCACAACAUGGUGGGCGUUAUGCUGUUCUGUUCAACUUGUAUGCAGUCAAUGGUCGAUGGGAAGAUGCAAGAGCCAUUCGGCAGAUGAUGGUGGAGAAGGGAGCCAAGAAAGAGCUGGGUUUCAGCUUCAUGGAGUGAAAUGGUUGCUCCAUGAGUUUCACCCUGGACAAGGCAGAUCUAUGCACUCUUGGUAAGAUACUAAUGUCUCAUACUGGUGUAGGUGCUUGUGAGUGAGCAAGACGAGGGAUCCGCUUCGAUGUCGACAAUAGUACCUUCUCUGUCACUUGUGAGGCUAUCUAUGGCAGCUUCAUGUCCUCCGGUGGAAAGAGCACAAGCUAGUCAUGGCCUCAUGGGAACCCCAUCACGCCUUUUCUGCACAUGUUAAUGUUUAUUCUUCUGCUCCAGUUACUACCUGCAGCGACUGCUGGCGCUGUUAAAGUGCAACUUAUUCUUGCAUAAAGCAAGAGCCUGGAGAAGAGAGUGGCAUAUGCACCUCAAUAAUGCUUGUCAGAUAAGCUACAGAAGCUUAUUUUCAAGAGAUGAUUAUGUUCCUCCAGCACCUCCCGACCAGGAACUGGGCGCGCGCCACGAGCUCCGAGAUGGUCCUCUCUGGGGCAUACAUGUGGCACGCGAUCUUCAAGAGCUUGCCUGGCAAUCUCGCCAGCUAGGAGGACUAUGCGGCUGUUGAUCAUGCCUGGGGGCAGUCCAGUUUCCGUUGUACUGUAGACUCACAUAUUCCCUUCAGGGAGGGAUCUUGAGGGAAUUUUUAUGUUUGUUUUGAGUGCUGUUAUUAACAUUUGCUCCGAUUUGUAUAUCUUGCUGUGAUAAUGAAUAGAUAUGGCAUUGGCUCUCAGUUUCUUCGUAUUGCUCACAAAUUUGGAGGCAUGUUCCCGGUCGAGUUUGUGACCGUUCACAGUAUAAAUUAGCUUGCUUGAUGGCCAGCACCUUAAUUUU
Molecule: messenger RNA, 2159 nt
Organism: Triticum dicoccoides
Lineage: Eukaryota; Viridiplantae; Streptophyta; Magnoliopsida; Poales; Poaceae
Product: putative pentatricopeptide repeat-containing protein At3g15930
Exons: 1
Coding region: 9-1343 (444 amino acids)
Biological process (GO): RNA modification
Molecular function (GO): protein binding; RNA binding
Source: RefSeq, a predicted model, not a curated record